Bursaphelenchus okinawaensis is the source of this 1742-nucleotide messenger RNA. NCBI's taxonomy places the organism in Eukaryota, Metazoa, Nematoda, Chromadorea, Rhabditida, Aphelenchoididae. The record is from the annotation of a GenBank genome assembly.
AUGUCAGAACGUCUGCAUGGAAUGGGCUGUUGUCACUCGCGUUCUGGAAAGUCUUCAGAACACUCUACCCGCUACCCGUACGAACUAAAGCAAGGUUCCACCAAGCACCAACCCCAAUUCGUUCUGAAGCCGGAUUCUCAGAAGUUGCCCAUUGAGAAGCUGAAGAACGAGAAACGUCGAGAACAGCGUCGGCCGUCGAGAAGCGAUUCUCGAAGUGCGAGGAGUAACGGCUACAGCCAAAUGGAUGUUAGUAGUGAUAGGAACAAUGAAAGCAGCGACGAGAGUAGGGUUAAAGAUGUUACGAAAGGUGUAAACAAGGGAGGGCUUCAGAGACCACAAAGGUUUGUAACCAUCAGUCAUGUGAAUGAUUAACAAUAGUAUAGGAAUCUGUUUUGGGGGAUUCUGGAGGGGAAUUUUGGGUUUAUUUUUAGAUUAGAUUUAAGUUUUAUGUUAUUUUCGGCUAACAUUGAGGUUGUUAUGGCAAAUUAACAGUUUAAUAUUGAUAAAGGUUUAAAAUAACGAAUAUUGGAAAUAAUAUUGUAAGAUGUGAUACGACUGCCUUAAUAUAGCUAAAGAUAUGUAAUACUUGGUAUGCUUAAAAUUUAAUGGAUUUAAUAUCUAAAAUCUUUACAUUUUUAAUUUUAAUCUACAAACACCUUCAGACACAUGCAACGUCAGAUGGCGGAGAUGGACAGAAUGAUGUCGGACCCAUUCGGCAUGAUGAACCAGAUGAUGGGAGGUAUGGGUAUGAUGCGACACCCAAUGCUCCAAAACGGAAACCAACAAAGAGGACGGCAUCAACAGAACGAUGCCAUGGAUAUCUUCGGCGGAUUUGGUGGUGGACUAUUGAGAAUGGGAGGUAACAUGAUGAACGAUCCUAAUAGUAUGGUGUUCUGUCAGAGCACAUGCAUCACCAUGGGACCAGACGGACAACAAAGGGUCGUUCAGAACUCGACCAGAAAAGCUGGAGAUGUGAGGGAGACCAGAAGGUGGGUAAUAUCCAACGUUUUAACUUAAAAGAAAGUUUUUAAUGUUGACGUUUCAGUGUUGACGUAUUUCUUGAACGAAAUUUUGAAAAAUUUGGCUGUUUAUUAGAGGUUUUGAAUUUUAUUAUUGUCAUUUUAGAGAAGUCCGUGACGGUGAGGAAGCCAGAAUCGCUGUAGGUCACCAUAUUGGAGACCGGUCUCACGUAAUUGAAAAGAAACGCGAUCGUGACGGCAGAGUUAGACAGAAUCAGAAGUUUGUUAAUCUGGAUGAAGGUUCGUUUUUUUGGACUGAUAUAGCUAAAGCCACGGCCAGUUUCCCGGCUUUUAAUUUUAAAAUUUACAUGACCUACUUGGAGUAAAAUGACAUUUUAAAGGCAACAUUAUGGUCAAAAUUUUAAAACGCAACUAUUUUUAGAUGAAGCCGAGACCUUCAACCAAGAAUUCAAGAAUAGAGCCACCAGAAACCUGGCUUUUGACCCAUUCGCCAGACAAGGAAGUGACAGAAGAGCCAUCGAAGACGGAUCUUCUGGCCACAGAAACGAUCGUCGUCGUCGAGAAGUGACUCGUGGAGACGGUCCUUCAAGCUCGGCUCCAAUCAUCGAGAUUCCAGACGAUGACGAAGACACCGGCGACAGAAGAAGUCACUCCAGAAGACAACAGGACGGACCCAUCAUUAGAGAACUGUCGGACGAAGAGGCCGAGAUGGAAUCGUCGAAACGGCGCCGCGGCAUGUUUGGCAACAUCUUCAAACACUAA